GGCUGAGCUCCAGGGCUGAGGCACAGCAACAUUUGCAGCAGUCACCAGAACUGAGCUCCACUGCCCUGCAGAGAUGCUGCCCGCCACCUUCAAGCUGUGUGCUGCCAUCUCCUACCAACACCUGCGCAAUGUGACUGGGCUACGCAGACAAGCUGCAGUGGCCAUCAGCCAGGAGCUCAGCAAGUUGUCGUGCCGCAGCGCGGGGCCCAGCACGUGGAUCAGCCAGGUCCGCAGGCGAAGCUCCCUGCUCAGCUCCAGGCUGGAGGAGAAACCCUUCAGCGAGAUGGAGAUGUCGUACAUCAAACAAGGAGAGGAAGCCCUGCAGAAAUCACUCAGCAUCCUUGGAGACCAGGAGGGCUGGAAGACGGAGACGGUGGCGGACAACGGAGAUAAAGUGUUAAGCAAAGUGCUGCCGGACGUGGGCAAAGUGUUCCGCCUGGAGGUGGUGGUGGAUCAGCCCCUGGAUGCGGUGUACAAUGAGCUGGUGGACAACAUGGAGCAGAUGGGAGACUGGAAUCCCAGCGUCAAAGAGGUGAAGAUCCUGCAGAAGAUAGGGAAGGACACACUGAUCACUCAUGAGACGGCGGCUGCUGUGCCUGGGAACAUCAUUGGGCCAAGGGACUUUGUGAGCGUGCGCUGCUCCCGGCGUCGUGGCUCCACCUGUGUGUUGGCAGGGAUGUCCACCACGCACGGAGCCAUGCCAGAACAGCAGGGAUUUAUCAGAGCUGAGAACGGCCCCACAUGUAUGGUGCUGCGCCCGCUGGCCGGCAGUCCCUCGCAGACCAAGUUAACGUGGCUUCUUAGCAUUGACCUGAAGGGUUGGCUGCCAAAGACCAUCAUUAACCAGGUCCUGUCUCAGACCCAGGUGGAUUUUGCCAAGCACCUCCGGCAGCGCAUGGUGCAGGCAGCGGGCUGCUGAGUGCACUGAGUGCUUUGUUCAGGGCUAACAGUAGGGAUGUUGUCCUUAGCUACCUGCACUGUAAGUUGCUGAAGACUCCAAGAGAUGCUCACAAAUAGCACAAUACACACUAGAACUGCAUUUGCUUGGACUCAGCACAGUGGUAGGGCAUGGAUCUUCAGCAGUGAACAUACAUACACUGCACCUGCUGCCAGGAGCUGCAUUGGCUUCAUUGUGUUUGUUCUGAGUGAUGCACGUUCCUCCAGAAUAAAAUCCACCUGAUUGGA
Messenger RNA from Coturnix japonica (Japanese quail), 1185 nucleotides. It is a transcript of the gene STAR, whose product is annotated as steroidogenic acute regulatory protein. NCBI's taxonomy places the organism in Eukaryota, Metazoa, Chordata, Aves, Galliformes, Phasianidae. Gene Ontology annotation, molecular function: cholesterol transfer activity; cholesterol binding. The record is from RefSeq and is a predicted model, not a curated record. Gene Ontology annotation, biological process: intracellular cholesterol transport; regulation of steroid biosynthetic process; steroid biosynthetic process. Gene Ontology annotation, cellular component: mitochondrion.